Molecule: messenger RNA, 1821 nt
Organism: Prunus armeniaca (apricot)
Lineage: Eukaryota; Viridiplantae; Streptophyta; Magnoliopsida; Rosales; Rosaceae
Source: the annotation of a GenBank genome assembly
AUGUCGAUGCAUACUGCCACAGAGAUGAGAUGGCAUAAGGAAAAAUGGGUAGACGAUGAUGUGAUGCGGCAUCCUGCAAAUGGGGAGGCAUGGAAAGAGUUCGAUCGAACGUUCCCCGAGUUUGCUGCUAAUCCCCGAAAUUUUAGAUUGGGACUUGCCACUGACGGAUUCAAUCUGUAUGGGGUUCUAAACCAACACCACAGCACUUGGCCGAUUUUCAUAUUCCCAUAUAAUUUGCCGCCUUGGAAAUGCAUGAAAAAAGAAUACAUGAUGAUGACUGUUUUGAUAACUGAGGAUCCUGGCAGGUCAAUCGAUGUUUACUUAAGGCCGCUGGUUGAUGAGCUGAAGGAUUUAUGGACAAACGAUGUUCGCAUGUACGAUAAAUCAACUAGGAAGAUGUUCACUUUGCGGGCAGCAGUUAUGUGGACUGUGAAUGAUUUCCCAACAUAUGCAAUGGUUUCUGGGUGGAGCACAAAGGUUUGUUACCUUGGUCAUCGGAGAUGGUUGCCAUGGGACCACGAGUGGAGGGAAAAAGAUAAAGAGUUCGACGAGAACACAGAGUAUCGCCUCAGACCUAGAGAAUGGUCCGGUGAUGAGAUAUUGGACCAACUUAACCGGUUGGAUUUUCCUCCGUUCGGGAAAACAGUUAGUCGGAUCAGACCUUCUACACAUAUGAACUGGACACACAAGCCUAUGUUUUUUGAGCUCCCAUAUUGGUCGAAACUCAAAUUGAGGCAAAAUCUAAAUGUGAUGCAUGUUGAGAAAAAUGUAUUCGACACAUUGGUGGGCACGAUUUUAGAUAUCGAGGGCAAGACAAAGGACACGAUCAAAGCUCGUCUUGAUUUGGAAAGAAUGGGCAUACGAAGGGGUUUAUGGAUGAAUAGGGACAGUGAUAAAGCUAGAAGGGAUCUUGCAUUCUUUUCUAUGAAACCGAAUGACAAGAAAGAGUUUCUAAAGUUUGUAUCGUAUGUAAAGUUUCCCGAUGGGUAUGCUUCUAAUAUCUUACGUUGCGUUAAUGUUGACGGGGGUAAAUUUACUGGACUUAAGAGCCAUGACUGCCAUGUGUUUAUGCAACGCCUACUUCCUGUGGGCAUUCGACAUCUAUUGCCGAAAGAUACGGACAUGUUUCAGUUGCGCCAUGACAUUUUCCAAGUCCUAUGCAAGUUUGAGAUGAUAUUUCCUCCAGCUUUCUUCACAAGUAUGAUGCACGUGAUGGUUCACUUGCCAGAAGAGACAUUGCUUGCUGGUCCUGCUUCUCGGAGAGCUGAAAAAAAGUGUACGCAACCCGAAGGAUCAAUUGUAGAGGCUUGGGUUCAAUAUGAGUCACUUACUUUAUGUGGAAUGUAUUUAAAAGAUGUGGAGACGGUUUUCAAUUGUCCUCAGUGCAAUCAUAACGGAGGUAUGAGAAAUGAAAAACUUUCUGUUUUUGCCCAAAACGCACGACCCUUUGUAGAUCCUGGACGAGGAGAGUCGUUUUCUAGAAAUGACAUGGAGUUAGCGCAUUGGUUCGUGAAUAAGUUGAAAUCAUCGAAUUCCCCAACUUACAGUGAUGAGUUAUAUAACUUGGCGUUUAGCCCGAUUCACGCUGAAUUGUUCUCGGGUUGUAAUGUUAACGGCGUCAAAUUUUUGGGGGGUGCACGAGAUGACAAGUUGUGUACACAAAACAGCGGUGUCCAUGUCCCAGGUGGAGGCGAAAGUACGGACAUUCAUUUCUAUGGCAAACUCACAACUAUCGUGCAAUUGCUUUACAAAGAUCGAUACCAAGUGAUGACAGCGAAAGUGAUGAUAGCGACAAUAACGAAAUGGAUAUAUUUUGUGUAA